CGGGCCCCCAGGCGGAGCGGCGGGCGCCGGGCUCCCCGGCGGAGCAGCGGGCACCGGGCCACCAGGCGGGGCGGCGGGCGCUGGGCCCCCAGGCAGGGCGACAGGCAUCGGGCCCCCAGGCGGGGCGAUGGGCAUCGGGCCCCCAGGCAGAGCGACAGGCAUCGGGCACCCAGGCAGGGCAAUGGGCGCCGGGCCCCCAGGCGGAGCGGCGGGCGCCGGGCCCUCAGGCGGGGCGGCAGGCACCGGGCCCCCAGGAGGGGCGGCAGACACCGGGCCCCCAGGCGGAGCGGCGGGCACCGGGUCAUCAGGCACGACAACGGGCAUCGGGUCACCAGGCAUCAGGUCAUUUGGCUCGCCAGUGGGCACCGCGUCAUCUGGCAAGGCAGUGGGCACCGAGUCACCAGGCACGACAGUGGGCUCCGAGUCAACUGGCAUGAC
Molecule: messenger RNA, 438 nt
Organism: Staurois parvus
Lineage: Eukaryota; Metazoa; Chordata; Amphibia; Anura; Ranidae
Source: the annotation of a GenBank genome assembly